CCUCACGAUAAAUAUGCAUACGGCGGUGGCCUUUUGAUCGAGGACCGCAUGGUCGAUUAGCAAGAUUUGAUUUGAAUUUUUUCUCUUUUUGGCUCUUUCUCGUGUGCUGUCUUUCGUUUUGUGAGUGCAAGGUACGGACUCUACGGAGUAAAUUUAGAUUAAUUCCUCCCAAUCUCCCCCUCCCCGCUUGAAAGGUCCGAUUGAGUCCGAUAGAUUAUCGGAUUUUUUUCCCCUUGCUCACUCACCCCUCCUCCAUCCCUCCCUCCCUCCUCCUUUCUCCCCGCAUGUCCGUUCUUAUCUUUGUGGUCCCGGUGCUGUACAGAGUACGUACAACAGGCGAUUUCACGGACACAAGUGUGGGAAGAGAGAAAGAGAAGAUCAGCUCACGCAUGAUUCAUAGUGGCUUCUGAGUGGGAUUCGCUCGCCGCAUCGAGACUGAAUAUGUGGGAACAGGAUCGCGCCGCCGGUUUCUCGGAUCGUAUCGCUUCCCGGAGCUUCCUGCCUCGUGCACCGUGUGUAAACCUGUCCGGCGACCAGCAGCGUGCUGAUACCACCGCAGCCACCGGGGCCUUGACGUCUUCCGAGAGGAGGAGGGAGGAAAAGAGGGAGGAAAAGAGGGAGCAAAAGAAGGAGGAAAGUAAGAAGCAAAGGCAACAGACGGAGAAAGAGGGGGAGAAGAAGGAAGAGGAGAAGGAGCAGAGAAAGGAAUCGGCAAAGCCCGUCGCCGUCGUUAUCACUAGGAUGGUGUCCGUCCACACCAUGCCGUCGCUAUCAAGUGCCUCGCCAUCGUCACCUUCGGUGUCAUCGGCCUCUCUUGACACGCGCGCGUAUGUCGGGCUGGAGGGCAGCCGCAAUCUGCUUGAAGAUGACGGGACGGGAACGCUGGUCGUGCCGCGAACCGCACAGUUCGGUCAUAUUUAUACCUGUCUCUUCCACAUCCUGGACUGCCACGAGACCUUUGACUGUGCCGACGAAUGGAAAACGCAUGUCCUUAGUCACUUUCGGACGCACUCGCCCCCGAACACCGCCCGGUGUCCGCUGUGCCCGGACGAGCGGUUCCUCAGCGGCAUGCGCCACAGCGCCUGGGACCGCAUGAUGAACCAUGUGCUUAUUGCGCACUACCACCAGGGUCAGACCCUAGCCCGUAGCCGGCCGGACUUUGAGCUGAUGCAGUAUUUGUACCGGCUGAAAAUCAUCAGUGAUGAUCAAUUCAAGGCAAUGCAGUUGCCGCCGGCCCCCUCCAGCCCGGCAUAUCACCGCUCCCAGGACUCAGUCCGGGCGAGUAUCGGAUCGGCCGACGAGCCAUAUUGUGCUCCGUACAGCCGCCGGCGAGAAGAGCGGAUGCGAGGUCGACGACGAGGAAUCAGUUGUGUAUGAUUUCCAACACCAAAAAAAAAGCAACGACCUUGACCGCUGCCCUGCUCGAAUGAGCUGUUUUUUUACAUCUUCAGUCCCGCCUGGUUUCCUUCUUCUCUUGUAUCAAUGUUUGCAGACGGGAUGCUGCCGAUACCCCUAUAUUUUAUCCUCGAUGUGCCCUUGAUGAAUGUCCAUGUAUCAGAUACGUUUUCAUGCCCCCCAGUUGAUGAUUCCACCAAAAAGAAUAUGCUUUGUGUACGACAUGCAGAUUUGACUUACUUUCUUACUACCUUCCCUCCGAAAAUUCCCACAAGCAGUAUGCUUAAUUCUAGCUGAAGAGGCGAUGAUUGAUGAGAAGGAAACACAUAGGUAUGUAUCCCAGGAUACCACUUCGUAGACCGGAGACAUGGAUAGGGACUGCCUUGGCUAUCACUUCACACACCCCGCC
This is a messenger RNA of Penicilliopsis zonata CBS 506.65, 1804 nucleotides long. RefSeq lists its product as hypothetical. NCBI's taxonomy places the organism in Eukaryota, Fungi, Ascomycota, Eurotiomycetes, Eurotiales, Aspergillaceae. The record is from RefSeq and is a predicted model, not a curated record. The transcript is spliced from 2 exons. The coding region runs from base 442 to 1377 and encodes 311 amino acids.